UUGUACCUUCUUCCUCCUCUUUCAACCCCCAAUUCCCAAACCCUACAAAUCACCAACAUACCUUACCCAUUUUCCCGGCCUCCUCGAUCCGAUCUCAUGGCCGCCGGCGAGAUCGGCUGCUGCGUUUUCCUCCGGCGACCAUCUUCCCGCGGGUACCGCCACCUCACGUCGUCCGGGUCGGACGACGGCGAUUUCCCGGCUACUGAAGCGGCCGCGGUGCGGGUGGUGGCGGGGAGAAGGGAGAAGAGGGAGUUCUUGGUCGAUCCGUUCGUGCUGCAAAGGGAGCCUUUCAGAGAGCUGAUGGAGAUUGUAACGAGCAGAGAGAAGAAGGGACGACGAGUCGGCGAUGGAGACGCCAUAUUCGUCGACGUGGACGCCAUUUUCUUCGAGCACAUGCUAUGGUCUUUCUAUAACGAUUUCUCAUCUGAUUCUCCUUCUUCUCCUCUGUUUCGGCUCAAUCUCAGAGAGAUCAUUGAGUUCUACUCUCAGGAUUUUUGAUCUGUUUGUCGUUCGUUUUCCGAUUUCUACAAAUAUGUCCAAAACUCAAUUGAUCAUGUUAAAUUUAAUAAUCUUUGAUUUCUAUUCAUUAAA
Molecule: messenger RNA, 591 nt
Organism: Dendrobium catenatum
Lineage: Eukaryota; Viridiplantae; Streptophyta; Magnoliopsida; Asparagales; Orchidaceae
Exons: 1
Coding region: 97-498 (133 amino acids)
Source: RefSeq, a predicted model, not a curated record